AUGGCGGCCCCCAGAGUAAGACCAAGAGAUCGCCGACCAUCGUUAGCCGGAAUCGGGACGUUUAUCAUUUCUCGCUAUCCAUACAUCUUUGCUUUUGUGCUAUUGAUGUUGUUUGCAGAAAGAGCAGAACAACAAAGAUCUGAAGGCUAUGCACGUGGUUAUAUUUACAGUAAUAUUGCAGCAUUGUUUGUGCUUGGAACUCUGAUUAUUUUUGAUUGGCAGAAACAUACAGCGUAUCUGUUGUGUGCCGUGCAAGUCGCAAUCCAUGCAUUUUAUACUCAUACAAGUCCCUAUUUACACUUUGGUGAAUGGCUAACGAUACGUAUCGUAACCAGAAACUUUGCAGUUAUUGGUGGCUACCUGAUGCUUGCCAGCAGAGAGCUGGAAAACAUUCCACGGCGUUUUAAAAAGCCUCUGCUCUUUACCACUGGUAGAUACGUGUACGGUUUCUUCCUGCUCUGUUACUCAUACACGUUGUUCCGCAGCAAGGAAGACAACCGAGCUUUCCACAAACUUGUACCUCUUGGUAAUCUUUUCUCAUUUGUAAUGGUCGCACUCACGGCCGUUGGAGCGGGCAGCUUUUUUUCUGGAAUACGACUUCGAACUGCAGCACGUGUUCUACUUGUGGUGCUUAUUGUGACUACUUUGUACUUCGAAGGGAACAUAAACUAUUGGUGGAGACAGCGAUUUGUUGAAUACUGGAUGCAUAUUCUAAUUCUAUCAGAAUCCAUUGUCGCGAUCGCUGUUUUAAUGUUACUCUGCUAUCACUGACCAUUUUUUAUGUUUAUAAACAUAAACAAGUUCAUCAAUUUAUUAUUAUGUAUAUAUUAAUUGCAAUAUUUAUGAUAUUCUCUGAAAUUACUGUGACAGUGAAUUUGUUUCGUACAUCUAUUCAGCAGUAUUGCUUUCACGAAGCAGAUAAGUCAUUAUUAGAUUUAUUGCCGACUUGGUACAAAACAAAUGGUGCCCGCCGAAACUUUCAUUCACUGCCGUUGUUUGAUUACUUUCUUGAUUUUUUUUUAUCAUCAAAAUUAAUGUAUUUCUUUCAGAAAAAUGUGUAAUUACGGUUUUGUAGCUGUGCUACAUACAGGGUAUGAACGACAAAUAUUAACACAUUGUCAACCACACAAAUUUUUAGUUCUUGUUGAACUAAAUUGAUUUUGUUCAAAGUUGGUACAAAGACAAGUUGUAAUUGCAUACCUGUACCUGACUGGUGACCAUUUUUUUGAAUGGUGCGGCACAUGCUAAAAAAAACCUCAAUCUUGAACCUGAGAAUUGCUGCCUUAAUGUUACCGGGGUAAAAAUUUUAUUUUUAACUUUUUGAAAAUGGUUAGCCUGAUUGCUUGGAUGAAACUUAUCACAUUUGUUAAUUUCAUGACAAUAUUAAUUCUUUCUCUAUGCAGUUGCACCUUGACAGGGACUGUCAAUCACUUGUAUUCCAUAUAGUAUAUGGUCGACAAUGUGUUUGGUAAAACAGAACUUUAUAUUAAGGGCACCCCCCACAGUCCUUUGCUUUCACCGGCAUCUUU
Molecule: messenger RNA, 1529 nt
Organism: Saccoglossus kowalevskii
Lineage: Eukaryota; Metazoa; Hemichordata; Enteropneusta; Harrimaniidae
Product: transmembrane protein 101-like
Biological process (GO): positive regulation of canonical NF-kappaB signal transduction
Source: RefSeq, a predicted model, not a curated record